Molecule: messenger RNA, 8050 nt
Organism: Cricetulus griseus (Chinese hamster)
Lineage: Eukaryota; Metazoa; Chordata; Mammalia; Rodentia; Cricetidae
Source: RefSeq, a predicted model, not a curated record
CAGUGCUCGGCUGGCCGCGGAGUCAGUCGAAGCUCUCCUCGGCGGCCGGCUGAGCCAGCUGAGGCGGGGGCAAAACAUGGCUCGGACCUUAGAAGGCGCGAAGGCUCGGGUUGCGGUGGAGACCAAGGCUCCCGCAGCGUGAGACAGACGGUGUUUGAAUUGAGUGACUCGAAGGAAGCUUCCCCAUUUGAACAAAAUUACUUGUUAAAGAGGCACCCCAAAAUCUUCUCAGGUCUUGGUAUUUUGGAAGCUACAAGAAAAAAAGAUUAAGCGGUUUGUUUUGUUUUGUGGACAUGGCUCAGAUUUCCAGCAACAAUGAAUUCAAACAGUGUUCAUCUUCACAUCCGGAACCAUUAAGAACCAAAGAUGUGGACAAAGCAGAAGCAUUACAAAUGGAAGCAGAGGCCUUAGCAAAACUGCAGAAGGAUAGACAAAUGACUGACAGUCCUGGAGGCUUUGAGCUGUCUAGCAGCACUAGACAAAGAACACAAGGUUUUAACAAACAGGAUUAUGAUCUCAUGGUGUUUCCUGAAUUGGAUUCCCAAAAAAGAGCAGUAGAUAUUGAUGUAGAAAAACUCACCCAAGCCGAACUUGAGAAGAUACUGCUGGAUGACAAUUUUGAGACUAGAAAAACCCCUGUAUUGCCAGUUACUCCUGUUUUGAGCCCUUCAUUUUCAGCACAGUUGUAUCUUAGACCUACUAUUCAAAGAGGACAGUGGCCCCCUGGAUUUUCUGGGCCUUCCACAUAUACUUUACCUUCUAUUUAUCCUUCAGCAUACAGCAAACAGGCCACAUUCCAGAAUGGCUUCAGUCCAAGGAUGCCUGCUUUUCCAUCUACAGAAUCUAUAUAUUUAAGACUUCCAGGACAGUCUCCAUAUUUUUCAUAUCCUUUGACACCUUCCACACCGUUUCAUCCACAAGGAAGUUUACCAGUCUAUCGGCCACUAGUCAGUCCUGACAUGGCAAAACUAUUUGACAAAAUAGCAAGUACAUCAGAAUUUUUAAAAAAUGGGAAAGCACGGACUGAUUUGGAGAUAGCAAAUUCGAAAGCUUCAGUCUGCAAUCUACAAGUAUCUCCAAAGUCUGAAGAUAUCAGUAAAUUUGACUGGUUAGACUUGGAUCCUCUAAGUAAGCCUAAGGUGGACAGUGUAGAAGUGUUAGAACAUGAAGAAGAGAAGAAGAAUCCAGUUUUGCUAGCAGAGGAUCCUUGGGAUGCUGUUCUUCUUGAAGAGAGGUCUCUAGCAAGUUGUCACCUAGAAAGAAAGGUGAAUGGAAAAUACCUUUCUGGGGCAACUGUAACAAGAAGCCAGUCUUUAAACAUUCGGACAGCUCAACUUACAAAAGCCCAAGGCCAAGUAUCUCAGAAAGACCCAAAUGGGACCAGUAGUUUGCCAACUGGAAGUUCUCUUCUACAAGAAUUUGAAGUACAGAAUGAGGAGGUGGCAGCUUUUUGUCAAUCCAUUAUGAAAUUGAAGACCAAAUUCCCACAUACUGAUCACUGCACAAAUCCAGGCUAUUUGUUAAGUCCAGUCACAGUGCAAAGAAGCAUGUGUGGAGAAAAUGCCAGUGUGAAGGUCUCCAUUGAAAUCGAAGGAUUUCAACUACCAGUUACUUUUACAUGUGAUGUGAGUUCUACUGUAGAAAUAGUUAUAAUGCAAGCCCUUUGCUGGGUACAUGAUGACUUGAAUCAAGUGGAUGUUGGCAGCUACAUUCUGAAAGUUUGUGGUCAAGAGGAGGUUCUGCAGAAUAAUCAUUGCCUUGGAAGUCACGAACAUAUUCAAAAUUGUCGAAAAUGGGACACAGAGAUUAAAUUACAACUCUUGACCUUCAGUGCAAUGUGCCAGAAUCUGGCUCGAACAGCAGAAGAUGAUGAAGCACCUGUGGAUUUAAACAAAUACUUGUAUCAAAUAGAAAAACCUUACAAAGAAGUCAUGACAAGACACCCUCUUGAAGAACUCCUAGAUUUCUAUCACAACCAAGUGGAACUGGCUCUUCAAACUGAAAACCAGCACCGAGCUAUUGAUCAAGUAAUUAAAGCUGUAAGAAAAAUCUGUAGUGCUUUAGAUGGGGUGGAGACUCCCGCCGUUACAGAAUCGGUGAAGAAGCUAAAGCGAGCAGUUAACCUUCCAAGGAACAAAAGUGCUGAUGUGACUUCAUUACCUGGAGGAGAUACUAACAGGAACUCAACUGCGGGCUCACUGAAUCCUGAAAAUCCUGUUCAAGUAAGCAUGGAUCACUUAACGGCAGCAAUUUAUGAUCUUCUCAGGCUCCAUGCAAAUUGUAGUAAGAAUUCUACAGACUGUCCUCAAAGUAGCAGGAAUAUCAAGGAAGCAUGGACUGCGGCAGAGCAGCUCCAGUUCACUGUCUAUGCUGCACAUGGAAUUUCCAGUAACUGGGUAUCAAAUUAUGAAAAAUACUACUUGAUAUGUUCCCUGUCUCACAAUGGGAAGGACCUUUUUAAACCUAUUCAAUCAAAGAAGGUUGGCACGUACAAGAAUUUCUUCUAUCUUAUUAAAUGGGAUGAACUAAUCAUUUUUCCUAUCCAGAUAUCACAGUUGCCAUUAGAGUCAAUUCUUCAUCUUACUCUGUUUGGAAUCUUAAACCAGAGCAGUGGAACUUCACCUGAUUCUAAUAAACAGAGAAAGGGACCAGAAGCUUUGGGCAAAGUUUCUUUAACUCUUUUUGACUUUAAACGGUUUUUAACAUGUGGAACGAAACUUCUCUACCUUUGGACUUCAUCACAUACAAAUUCUAUUCCUGGAGCAAUCCCCAAAAAAGGCUAUGUCAUGGAAAGAAUUGUGCUACAGAUUGACUUUCCUUCUCCUGCAUUUGACAUUGUUUAUACAUCUCCUCAAAUUGAUAGAAACAUUCAGCAAUACAAGUUGGAAACACUGGAGAACGAUAUAAAGGGAAAACUUCUGGAUAUUCUUCACAGAGACUCAUCAUUUGGACUUUCUAAAGAAGAUAAGGUCUUUUUGUGGGAAAAACGCUAUUAUUGCCUCAAACAUCCAAAUUGUCUUCCUAAGAUACUAACAAGUGCCCCAAACUGGAAAUGGGCUAAUCUUACCAAAACUUACUCAUUGCUGCACCAGUGGCCACCAUUGUGCCCAUUAGCUGCAUUGGAGCUUCUUGAUGCAAAAUUUGCUGAUCAGGAAGUACGAUCUCUAGCUGUGAGCUGGAUUGAGGCCAUUAGUGAUGAUGAGCUAACAGAUCUUCUCCCACAGUUUGUACAGGCUUUGAAAUAUGAAAUUUACUUGAAUAGUUCACUAGUGCGCUUCCUUCUGUCCAGGGCAUUGGGCAAUAUCCAGAUAGCACACAGUUUAUAUUGGCUUCUCAAGGAUGCUUUGCAUGAUACACAUUUUGGAAGCAGAUAUGAGCAUGUGUUGGGUGCUCUCCUCUCAGUAGGAGGAAAAGGACUCAGAGAAGAACUUUCUAAGCAGAUGAAACUUGUACAACUUUUAGGAGGAGUAGCAGAAAAAGUAAGACAGGCUAGUGGAUCAACCAGACAGGUGGUCCUCCAAAAGAGUAUGGAACGAGUACAGUCCUUUUUCCUGAGAAAUAAUUGUCGUCUUCCUCUUAAACCAAGUCUAGUGGCAAAAGAAUUAAAUAUUAAGUCAUGUUCUUUCUUCAGUUCUAACGCUAUGCCUCUGAAAGUCACAAUGGUGAAUGCUGAUCCUAUGGGGGAAGAAAUUAAUGUCAUGUUUAAGGUUGGUGAAGAUCUUCGGCAAGACAUGUUAGCUUUACAGAUGAUAAAGAUUAUGGAUAAGAUCUGGCUUAAAGAGGGACUGGAUCUGAGGAUGGUGAUAUUCAAAUGCCUGUCAACUGGCCGAGAUCGAGGCAUGGUGGAGCUAGUUCCUGCUUCAGAUACCCUCAGGAAAAUCCAAGUGGAAUAUGGUGUGACAGGAUCCUUUAAAGACAAACCACUUGCCGAGUGGCUGAGGAAAUACAAUCCUUCUGAAGAAGAAUAUGAAAAGGCUUCUGAGAACUUUAUCUAUUCUUGUGCUGGGUGCUGUGUAGCCACCUAUGUUUUAGGUAUUUGUGAUCGGCACAAUGACAAUAUAAUGCUUCGAAGCACAGGACACAUGUUCCACAUUGAUUUUGGAAAGUUUUUGGGCCAUGCACAAAUGUUCGGUAGCUUCAAAAGGGAUCGAGCUCCUUUUGUGCUUACAUCUGACAUGGCAUACGUCAUUAAUGGGGGUGAAAGGCCCACCAUUCGCUUCCAGUUGUUUGUAGACCUCUGCUGCCAAGCCUACAAUUUGAUAAGAAAGCAAACAAACCUCUUUCUUAACCUUCUCUCACUGAUGAUUCCUUCAGGGUUGCCAGAACUUACAAGUAUUCAGGAUUUGAAAUAUGUUAGAGAUGCACUUCAACCACAAACUACAGAUGCUGAGGCUACCAUUUUCUUCACUAGGCUGAUUGAGUCAAGUUUGGGAAGCAUUGCCACCAAGUUUAACUUCUUCAUUCAUAACCUUGCUCAGCUACGUUUUUCUGGUCUUCCUUCUAAUGAUGAACCCAUCCUUUCAUUUUCACCAAAAACAUAUUCCUUUAGACAAGAUGGUCGGAUCAAGGAAGCCUCUGUUUUCACAUAUCACAAGAAAUACAACCCAGAUAAACAUUAUAUUUAUGUAGUCCGAAUUCUGAGAGAAGGACACCUUGAACCAUCAUUUGUAUUCCGGACAUUUGAUGAGUUUCAGGAACUUCACAAUAAGCUCAGCAUUAUUUUUCCACUUUGGAAGUUACCUGGCUUUCCUAAUAGGAUGGUUCUAGGAAGAACACACAUAAAAGAUGUAGCAGCCAAAAGGAAAAUUGAAUUAAACAGUUAUUUACAGAGUUUGAUGAAUGCAUCAACAGAUGUAUCAGAGUGUGAUCUUGUUUGUACUUUUUUCCAUCCCCUACUUCGUGAUGAGAAAGCUGAAGGAAUAGCUAGGUCUGCAGGUGCAGGUCCCUUCAGCCCUACUCUGGGCCAAAUAGGAGGAGCAGUGAAGUUAUCUGUGUCUUACCGAAAUGGCACCCUCUUCAUUAUGGUGAUGCACAUCAAAGAUCUCGUUACUGAAGAUGGGACUGACCCAAAUCCAUACGUCAAAACAUACCUGCUUCCAGAUACCCACAAAACGUCAAAACGUAAAACCAAAAUUUCACGUAAAACUAGGAACCCAACAUUCAAUGAAAUGCUUGUGUAUAGUGGAUACAGCAAGGAAACCUUGAGGCAGAGAGAACUUCAACUGAGUGUACUCAGUGCAGAAUCUCUACGGGAGAAUUUCUUCUUGGGUGGAAUAACCCUGCCACUGAAAGAUUUCAACUUGAGCAAAGAGACAGUUAAGUGGUAUCAGCUGACUGCAGCAACGUACCUAUAAGCCACGGAUUUCUGAGCUUUGGAAGAAGCAAAGAGUUAUAAACAUAUGCAUAUGUGUACACACACAAACACACACACUUGGGAACUUUAUGUAUUUUUUAUACUUGGGCAGAAAUUAUAAACUUAAAUAUACUUGCAGUGUUUCAACAUAUUUGUUGGACCAACUGUCAAUUAUACAUAACUAACUUUUACAGAUUUGGGGAAGCCAUUGCUGUUUCAAAGUCAUUCUAUUGAAUAAUACCAAUCCCAGACUUACUAUAUUAAGACCUGGAAAAGACUUUGAGGUAAUACUGUGUCAUUUUGGCCACCUUGUCUGCAUUCUUCCCACACAGACACAGCAAAUUGGUUUUCCUGUUAUGCACCUCACAGCCUUUACCACUGUGUAUGCUCACAGACACCAAAGGAAUGAUGCAGCUGCUACUCAACAGGCUGAAAAGCAAAGCACAAAUAGUAGACAGAAUGCUAAGAACUACUAAGUAGUUUGCAGAAGUAGAGAAAAAAAUACUAUUUUUAUUCAUUGUUAAAGCCUUUUCAGAAUAAGUGCCAAUCACUGGAGUUGUAAAUAAUGUGCCUUAACUUUAUAUGCUUCAUUGGCACUUCAUUUCUGAUUAAAGAGUAACUAGUUUUCAUUCAUCUUCAGCUUAAUAAGGACAAAAUAUUGGGUACAUUUACUAAUGAUUUUCCCACAAAAAUACUAUUUUCUCUACUUCUGAUUGUGACUUAGUUAUUUUAACUAUUAAGCUAUUUGAUUUAAUGUUCGUUGCCCAAUAAUUGAAUGAGAUUCACUGAUAUAAUUGUAUUCUAAAUUCUGUCAUUCCACUAAUCCUACAUUUAUAUGCAGGGAUGUGAACUGAAAUUGGUGUUUCACUUCCAUGUAUUUAUACUGUAAUCUCUCAUUAAACAAAUAGAAAUUGUUCAGCCUUGUGCCCAUUUUUGUUUGGUAAGAGACCCAGGAUAAGGACUAUAGGCUCCAGACUGAAUUUUAAUAUAGACAUUUAUGGAAGGUGUUGUGUAAACUGUCUUGUAUUUGUAAACAUUGUACAUUCACAUAAAAGAAUUAUUUUCUGUAAUACAAGGAAAUUCAGAAUUACAUGAAAGAAAUUUAAAGUUAUUAUGGAGUAACUGUUAAAAAUAAGAUUCAUUUUUAUUAGUUUCUCACUUCAGAUAUAACUGUGUCUUGUUUUGGUAAACAUGUAAAUAUAAUAAAUUUCAUGGUUAGAAUAGGAGUUCAAAUAUUUUUAGAAUGGUAAUAGAGAUGUAGCAAAUCUGGUGAUCAUGAGAAAACUGACAAACUACUUAAUGAAGGGUACCAAGAGAGGACAAUCUGAUUCAGUUUGCUAGAAUAAAAUUUUUAUGAAGUGUACAAAGUGAUUAGCAGAAAUGAUGAUGCUUACAGAGCUAAAUGAAGAAUCAAGGGUGUUAUCAUUUGAACAGAUUUUUAAAGAAAUCAAAACUUGAAAUUUUUGGUGCCUAACACUAUGGUCCAUUUAUAGAGAAAUUUUUUUAUAUUAAAGUAUGUUGUCUACUUGAUAAAUUAAUUAAAACAAAGAUGAAAGCACCAUUGUUUGCUUUUUCCACAAUUAACAUUUCCUUAAGUUGUUUUGCAUAUGUAAGUAGCACUAGAAUUUUCUUUUUCUUUUGAGAGAGACUUGAUUCCAUUCCAUAAGUCACCUAUCUACUUUUUUAAAAAGAUGUAUUUGUAAAAGGUUGUUAUUGAUUGGUCUCUAUGUGGACUUUUUAUGAUCUGUUAUAGCAUGCCUUAGCACAAAUAAUAGAACUAGAGAAGGUAAUGUCACUUCUCAGUGACAACAAAUCUAAAAGUAUAUAUUGUGAUUAAUACUGUAUAGUUAGGAAUUCAGAGCAAAAGGUAAUAUUUUCUCUUAAUUUAACUCAAUCUGCGCCUCCUUUGGUCAUUCGAGCACAUAUAUUUUAAUAUAAGUUAUUUCUUUGUAAAAUGCUAAUCUUCAGCCCAUACCAAAAAAUAGCAAUAGGGAGAAUGAGAGUAGCAUCUUUGCACUACCACUGCAGUCAAUUAUAUAAAUCAGCUUGUUUUCUAAAAACCUCUUAACACUUACCUUAAAAUAAAUCUGAAAAAUAAAACUCUAAACUGGCCAAGACACUAAUUUUUAUGUAUAAUCACAUUUAUAACUACCUUUGUCAGGUAAAAAUAAUUCUGCUACAUACAAGUCCUGUGCCGGAAUUCUUUGUUCUUGACAGUGCUCUACAAUUUGAAGAUGAUGGUUUAUCCCAAGAACCUAUUUUCUCUGAGGGACCCACUGCUGGCACCAAUGCUUUUUAUUGCUGUGUUUAUGUGAGUUGAGUUGUUAAAGCAUGUAUAUCUUUUUUACAUUUUUUUUCAAAUUAAAUUUCUAUGAAAUUCAAAAAUCUUGCCUUAAAUUGUUUAAUUCUUUCUAGGAUUCAUGAAUUGUGGCAUUUAAAAAAUUCACUUUGAUAACUCAGAUUUAAAAAGAAACACUGAAGCCCUAUUAUAAUACACAUGUAUUUACAUGCUGUUUACUAGCAGUGCAAAUAUGGAUGUGCUUACUGGUGUCAUCUGUUAAGAACCAAAUGCUUUAAUUAUAUUAGCAUAGUGAGUGAGAUGUAUAUUUUUAUUAAUACUUGGAAUAUAUUCCGUGGAAUGAAUGUGACUUCAUAACUAUAUCACAAUUAUAUUAAAAUAUUUCUGGAAUAAAGGAA